AUGUCAGAAAGACGGACACUUUUGAGCCGUCCCCGGACCCGGGUGUACGACUGCAACUACAACAUCGGCGAAGGUUACUAUAAGCCAAUGAUGGACCACCUGGACCGCAAGUAUUACGGUUCUUCGGCGGCGCCAGCCGCAGCUAAGCCCACAAGUGGAUUCUUCGACUCCAGCCCAAAAAGCCUGUUCGGCACGUCCGGCUCAUCGGCCUUUGACGAGUAUAGAUCUUCGUCACCGGCACGAUCCCGCCGCAGCGGAUCCGACUCCAGAUUAUCUUUGCCCGAUGACGAAUUCGAACAAGAGGUAGCCGCAAUGCGCCGGGCUCGCGCCGCCAAGGUGGCAGCUGCCCGAACGGCGUCUCUGGAGAAGGACUUCGAGUCGGCGUUCAACGGGUUUGCGUCUGACGGCAAGCCGAGGCCACGGCUCAACUAUACGGAGAAGAUGUUGGACACUAUUGGGCUGAACAGCAAGUCACAGGAGGCGCUGGAGGAUGAGAUCUACAAGAAGAGGACAAAGUCCUUCUUCCAGGACGCGGAGGACGUGGUGGCGUCAGCCGAACUCCACGCCAACAACCGACGGUCAGCAGCGUUUAAAGCGCAUCUACAGGACGCGGCUGACGAGCAGUCCGCCAGUCAGCUGGCGGCCGAGGCCAGGGCACGCAAGUCCAAGGCCCGCUUAUUAGACAUACAAAACGAGCUGGACGGCAUCGUGGAAAGGGACGCUGCCCGCCAGAAGCGCUCAGCCAAUCUGAAGGCGCUGUUCGCUGACAACGAAGCGCUCACAGAAUCAGUUAGCUCUUUCAAGAAGAAGUCAUCGAAAAAAGUGUCAUUUUAA
This is a messenger RNA of Macrosiphum euphorbiae (potato aphid), 834 nucleotides long. Lineage: Eukaryota; Metazoa; Arthropoda; Insecta; Hemiptera; Aphididae. The record is from the annotation of a GenBank genome assembly.